Molecule: messenger RNA, 540 nt
Organism: Ramularia collo-cygni
Lineage: Eukaryota; Fungi; Ascomycota; Dothideomycetes; Mycosphaerellales; Mycosphaerellaceae
Exons: 1
Coding region: 1-540 (179 amino acids)
Biological process (GO): transcription initiation at RNA polymerase III promoter
Cellular component (GO): RNA polymerase III complex
Molecular function (GO): nucleotide binding
Source: RefSeq, a predicted model, not a curated record
AUGAAAAUCCUCGAUGCCGGCGACGCGCCGCUUUCUAAUGCAGACGUACUGGACUGGCUGAAGCGUAAGCGUGCGCAGCAUGAGGCCGAAGACGAAGAGGACAAGACCAAAGGCAUCAAGCCCGCCGAGCGGCCCCAAAACUUCAUGAAGGCGCUGAACCGCACCGAGCGUGAACUCACUUCCGACAAAUACCCAUACGUGACCAAUCCCACCGCAUACGACGGCAACGCUCGCAGAACGCAAUUCCAAAGGUUCGUUCAAGAAGUCGACGAUGUCGUGCAAGCACAGCUGCUGGAUGAGUGGACGGAGAGGCUGCAGACAAUGAGGCAGGAGCAGGUUGAGAAGGAGUUUCAUCCGGUGCAGGAUAUGAAGAAUUUGACGGAGCCCGAGUUGCUCAUGAUUUACAACAUCGCCCCGACAUGUGUGGAGAUGCUGCAGCCGAUAGUGGAGAAUGUGGAGGACAGAUUUACCGCUGAAGAGCAGCAGAUGAUUGUGGACGUCAUUAUGCKUGUGCUGAGGCCGAACGAGAUGCAAGGAUGA